Molecule: messenger RNA, 1930 nt
Organism: Gloeophyllum trabeum ATCC 11539
Lineage: Eukaryota; Fungi; Basidiomycota; Agaricomycetes; Gloeophyllales; Gloeophyllaceae
Exons: 3
Coding region: 52-1422 (456 amino acids)
Source: RefSeq, a predicted model, not a curated record
GUUCCCCCCCGCGCUCCUUUGUCCCCGACCACGACCGCGACCACGACGACGAUGGAGUUCCCGACGUACCCCGCCUCGAUGUCGACGUUCGACGACUCUGCCUUCUUUUCCCCCGACGUCCUUCCCCGCCGCGGCAACCUGCACGCGUCCAUCCGCACCUACUCCUGCCCCGAGUCCGACGAGCAGUCUGUCUUCUACUUCGGCCUGCAGUCGCCUCGCGAGACAAAGGACGAAUUCAGCUCGUUCCUCUACCUCGACCUUGCUGACGCGGGCUCGUCGCGGCAGACCAGCCUCCGCGGGAAGGCGUCCGGCUCGCGCUCGCAGCCGCGCAAGUCUAUGUCCGACACAAGGACAUCGUUCUUGGUGGUAACCUCCGCCGAUGCCGAUGACUUUACGGCAGAUAUGCGAACGCCCUCUCCCGACUUCACGGAUCUGCUCUCUGCCACAUUACGGUUCGACGACCCGGAUUCCUAUACACCCAUGCCACGAUCCCCGGCUACACCGACGACGCCCUCUGCGCGCCGCCGCUCACGCGACCACCUCCCCUCGCCGAAGCCCGCGCCUUCCUCGCUCCUCCCACCCGUCCCGCCUCGCACGACGCACCUCCAGUCGCUCACCCUACCUACGAGCCCCGUCUCCUACGCCCUCCCGUCCUCCCCACCCGUCUCGCACCGCGCGUCGCACUCUGCGCCGUCCGUGCUCUCGUCUUUCCUCCCUAGCCCGCGUACUCCACGAAAUAGACUCAAUGGUAGAGAAUCAAGGCGGCGCGAGAGCCGCGCGUCGGGCCUGACGCGGGGCUCCUCGAUCACCUCGCACCAGCGCCGCGCGAACCGCAACAACGCGCUCGCUGCGCUUGAGGGCCGCUCGCGCUCCCCACACCGUAUAUCGCGCGGCCGUGAGAACUUCAUGUCCAUGUCCGACGACGAGGACGACGAUGCGGACGCGGACGACGAGAAGGAGAACGACUGCGAUCUCGAGGAGGAAGAAGAGGCAAGACUGGAUGAUUUCGUGCAGGAGCAGGAGACGCGGCCGAGGGACUCGAUACACCUGCACGACGCGAUGCUGAUCGAGGACGAGGAUGUUGUGAUCCCGCUCUCGCCGUCGGCCUGUAUGAACGGCUCGCGGCCGCGCGCGCACUCGCGGGUGCCGCUUCCUCCUAUGCCCAUCACUGCUACGCUGGCUCCGGCAGUCAAGGCCCGCUCGAGAGCGAACACCCUUCUAUUAAGUGUGAACGUUGGUGCCACAAAACCCGCGACACCGAUAUCAACUCCGCCGCCGUCGGCGAGGAGGCUGAGCAGAAGGACACGGAGCAUGACGCUCGAGUCGUGGUUUCCGCCGCUGGCGAACUUUAUUGACCUCGCGGACGACGCGAGCGCGGAGGUCGGCCGGUGGCGGAGUUUUAUCGACGUCGCGAGCCCGUGAAUACGGCGCACACCAGAGGAGGAGAGAUAACGCGAGAAGGGUGCGGGUCACCCGGGUCGCGCGUGAAGAAAGAAAACCAAAGAAUGAAUGUCGCCGCCGUGACGAGGCGGAAAGAAUCUGCUGUCCAUCCAGCGCCUGCCUGCUACUGUUGUCUUGUCUAUCUAUGCAUCUGUAUCACCCACUCACCGCCGUCCACUCGCUUCCAUUGCAUACGCACACGCAUAUAUCCACCCGCUCAUCAACCACCAACCAAGCAUAACUUGUACUUUUCUCUUCGUUCUCACCGCCUGCCCCUCAGUGUGCGCAUACAUCCGUAUGUGUAUGUACAUCUGUGUCAUCAUUCGAUGUGUUGCUAUACAGUACAUUCCAUUCGUUGGUUCUGAAUCGGUACCGUACUUAAUUCGCUCGUUAGAGGCUAGUAGUCGUUAGUCCCUCAGUUAGUCAGUCGAUACUGUCCCUUUGUGUAUUUCUUGAUGUCGUUCCAAUGCCAUGUUGGGAUGAAUACGCG